Messenger RNA from Polypterus senegalus (gray bichir), 2331 nucleotides. Its product is annotated as beta-arrestin-1-like. Lineage: Eukaryota; Metazoa; Chordata; Cladistia; Polypteriformes; Polypteridae. Gene Ontology annotation, biological process: signal transduction; visual perception; G protein-coupled receptor internalization. The transcript is spliced from 17 exons. The coding region runs from base 335 to 1510 and encodes 391 amino acids. Gene Ontology annotation, molecular function: G protein-coupled receptor binding. The record is from RefSeq and is a predicted model, not a curated record.
CCAGGCGACACAUGCUCACAUAGCUUCUCCCAUUUUGAACUAAUCCUCAUCGUAACACACUUAUUUUUAAACACAGUGCUGCUAAAAUGCAGACAGCUAAUAGAGUAAGAGGAUUGAAAGGAACGACAGUGCUAGAACAGGUUGGGUAACACUUGAAGAGGAGGAAAACAGUGGGGUAUAAAGAGACGAAAGUGACACAGGAGCGCUACCAGUCCUCAGCACAGCACUGAAGGAUUUACACCCCCAUCCUGGAAAGGAGCCGUGCAAUUUAGGACAACAGGAGAUCUCUACUGCCAGCAGAGGCCACAUAUAUAUUCAAUCACUCCAAAGAAACAUGUCUGCAAAAGUCUACAAGAAAACUAGCCCCAAUGGCAAGCUCUCUCUUUACCUGGGAAAAAGAGACUUUAUAGACCAUGUGGAUUCAGUGGAGGAAGUAGAUGGAGUGGUCCUUGUGGAUCCAGAGUAUCUGAAAGACAGAAAAGUGUACGUGGUGUUGACAUGUGCAUUCCGCUAUGGCCGGGACGACUUGGAUGUCAUUGGUUUGUCAUUCAGAAAGGAUAUUUAUGUGUCCACUAUUCAAGUAUACCCUCCUACAUCAGAAGAGAAAAAACAAAACACAAGCCUGCAGCAGCAUCUCAUAAAGAAGUUGGGAGAAUAUGCCUACCCCUUCACUUUCACGAUACCUACCAACUUGCCCUGCUCAAUCACUUUGCAGCCUGGCCCUGAUGAUAUUGGCAAGUCCUGUGGCGUUGACUUUGAAGUCAAAGCAUUCUGUGCCGACAAUCUGGAGGAGAAAAUUCACAAAAGGAAUUCAGUUCGACUGAUCAUCAGGAAGGUACAGUUUGCCCCAAGUAAUGUUGGGGCAGCACCAAAGGUGGACACCACACGUCAGUUCAUGAUGUCAGAUAAGCAGCUUCACUUGGAGGCAUCUCUUGACAAAGAGAUUUACUAUCAUGGAGAAUCCAUUGGGGUGAACAUUAAGAUUACCAACAAUACAAAUAAGAUUGUGAAGAAAGUGAAAAUUACAGUGGAACAGCUCACAGACGUGGUUCUCUACUCACUGGAUAAAUACUCCAAGACUAUAGUGAAUGAGGAGUUCAAUGACACAGUAAAUGGGAACUCUACCUUUUCUAAGACUUACAAUAUAAUACCUAUGUUAGACAACAACAGGCAGAAAAGAGGCCUGGCACUGGAUGGCAAACUUAAACAUGAAGACACAAAUCUGGCAUCCACCACCAUUCUACGGCAAGGAAUGGAUAAAGAAGUCCUAGGUAUCCUUGUCUCUUACAAACUGAAGGUCAACUUAAUGGUGUCACGGGGAGGCAUUCUAGGAGAUCUGACUGCCAGUGAUGUUGGAGUGGAAAUCCCCUUUAUUCUAAUGCACCCCAAACCUGAAGACAAAAACAGUCAAGAAGAAAUUAUUAUCGAAGAAUUUGCGCGACAGAAAAUCAAAGGAGAAAAAGAUGAUGAUGAAGAAAAAGAAGAAGGAGAAGCAGAAAAAGAGGCCUAGCAACCUGUCAAGUUCUGCCCUGCCCUGACAUAUACUGUACCUUCCUCAAGGUGAACAGACAAAAUGGAACCUAGAUGGAAUGAGAAAUGAAUAAGUGCAUAUCCCACAAGGAGUUAGUCAAAACCUAGAAGACUGAAAGAAAAUAAAUUGACUGAUGGAAAAAUUUACCUGGACUCUGAAUCAAGAACCACACAUGUAGAUAAACCUGACACAUUUCAUUUGCAUAGGUACACCAUUCAGCUCCAAGGUGAUCUUUGCAUACUGGCUCUCUGGUGGCUGUAAAAUUGAAAUGUGUGGCUUUCCUUCAAGACACUUCUUAUCUACAGAGCAACCCUGAAAUGAUAUGUAUUGAGGAAAAGAACUGUAUUUGACGUAACUCACAAUUAAUUAAUUCAAGAAAAAACAGAAGUCUGUUCACCUUUCCACCAUCCAUCUAAUCCAAACCGAUGUGCUACAACUUAGCUGUUAUGUUGUCCCUGUUGACUUGUAUGUGUGUGCUUCUGUCACAUAGGGUCUUGUCCUUUCGUGCAAAUUAAUUUGAUAGUCUGAUAUAGUCAUGUGGCUCAGCUGCACCAUCUACUAUCUUCAGGUGCUGCCUGACCAUAAAAUCCUUCAUGAAAUGAUGGCUUAGCAAAUGUAAGCAACUUGUAUAAGUAGUUAGAAGAAUAAAAUACACCAAAUGCACUAAACGUGGUCACAAGAUAUUCCCAUCAAAUGGCAGAAAUAAAAUGCUGGGUUUUAAAUAAAUAAACUGAACUUGUAUUUCAAGUAAACAAUUGUUGAUGUUUAAUUCUGUAAGAACUAUUAAUAUAUUUCCUUCA